CUGCUUCUUUUCUGAAACCAUGCUGCGCAACCUUUCCCCAUACACUUUUUCAUGUCUGUACUCCGCUGCACGCAACAGGCCAUACUAACUGUCGGUCAACCAUGAGAACGUGCGGAAAUUGCUGAGUUGUUCAUAUGCUUUGGGAGAACGCGUGGAAAGCGUAUAGGGAUACGGUGUUCGUUCUUUGGUGCAUAAACCAUGGUCAUGAUUAAACUUUUUUACUUCUUGCCCCCCUCCUCUUGGUUUCCCAUUCGCCUCGAACCCCUUUUUAUGGGAAAUAGAAAAAGGGUUAAGCCCAGCAUUUUCCAACCCAAGGUUGCCCGGCUGUCCUAUUUCAAGAAUGGUAAAACAGCCGUCUCAAGACCUCGCAAUCGGCGAAGACCUCGCCCGUGGAAAGCCAGUAAACGAAGGUCCCGUCUCCCGGCUCGACCGUGUGAUUGGAUCCGUUAUUCCGUCGGCCCACCCCUGGAUGAGCAGCGAAAGAACGCCAGGAUCGGUGAGAAUACGACUGCUUCCGAGAUCCGAGAACUUGGUCUUAGCUACGGAAGGCGGAUGCUGAUUGGCAGCGGUGGUCCUGCACAGGAUUCGUGCGUCCGAGAAAGUGGUGUGGGUGACCACUCACGUCUAGUGACGAAAGGGUCCAUGAUUGACGCCAGGAACAUUAAGCGGACUUGUGAGCAAGUAGCAGUGGACUAGAUAGUAGAGAACCUGUAGCUAGCUAUUACACCGGAACCACUUUGUAAGUAAGAACUCGGAUUUGAGAAAAGUAGAUGAGUGGCUCCCAAUGACGAUACAAUGAUAAUAGA
Molecule: messenger RNA, 806 nt
Organism: Aspergillus eucalypticola CBS 122712
Lineage: Eukaryota; Fungi; Ascomycota; Eurotiomycetes; Eurotiales; Aspergillaceae
Exons: 1
Coding region: 199-696 (165 amino acids)
Source: RefSeq, a predicted model, not a curated record